AUGUUAUCGCGUUCUGUAUUCCGUUCUGGGCUAAGAGCUGCCACAUUUGGAGCAGUUACUGCUCAAAGAAGUUGUAGAACAAUCAUUCCUCUUCUACAAAACAAGAGAUAUGCUUCGUCAUGGGACAAAUCACCCGAGGAUCUGGAUGCUCAUGUCAAAGUACAGAAACUUAUGGACGAGAUUCAUUCCCAUCCAUCUAUUGUGGAAUCCUUGGAAAAUCUUAACAGUAUCAUGCGAGAAAAGAAGUUAAUUGAUCCAGAAUCGAAUGAACCUCCAAGUAUCAUGCAGAUGGUAAAGCUUAUGAUGGAUAAGGAUAUUAGAGAAGCUAUGCAGAAAUUCAAAUCAGAGAUGGACAAAUCUGGCAUAAAUUUGGGUCCUGACCAACUAGGGCCUUUGAUGAAAGUUCUAGGAAUCGAAAAGAAGUAA
This is a messenger RNA of Kluyveromyces lactis, 426 nucleotides long. RefSeq names its product Dpc13p (gene DPC13). Bases 1 to 426 code for a protein of 141 amino acids. The record is from RefSeq and is a predicted model, not a curated record. Lineage: Eukaryota; Fungi; Ascomycota; Saccharomycetes; Saccharomycetales; Saccharomycetaceae. The transcript has a single exon.